AUGUACUUUAUCAAGUUGCUUUCCCUUGCUGCUCUCUUUGGUGCUGCUGUUGCUGCUCCCUCGGGUAAUGUUCACAUUGUUGUCAAGAACCAUUGUGGCUAUGAUCUCCAUGUCGGCAAGUUGACCAAUGGUCAAAGCAAGGCUUCCACAAAAGUUGUUGCCAAGGGCAGCCAAACCACCUAUUCUCUUCCUAGCAACUGGCAAGGUCGUUUCUGGGCCCGUGACCAGUGCCAUGGUAAAGAGUGCAAUGCCAUUGCUGGUGCUGCUGACCCUGCUUCAUUAGCUGAGUUUACUUUUAAGGGUCAUGGUGGCUAUGAUUAUUAUGACUUGAGCUUUGUCGAUGGUUUCAACCUUCCCAUGUCCAUCAAGCCUAUUCAUCCCAAGAAGGAGAGUGGUGCUGACCAAUACCGCUGUGGUGCCCCUACAUGCAACAAGCUUCCAUCCUGCCCUAGCGAUCUUCAGGUCAAGAAUAGCAAGGGUCAUGUUGUCGGCUGCAAGUCAGCUUGCUCCAAGUUUGGCACUGAUGAAUACUGCUGCGCUGGCGCUCAUAGCACUCCUGAUACUUGCUCGCCCAACUACUUUUCCAAGGCUGUUGAGGAUGCUUGCCCCGAUGCUUACUCAUAUGCCUAUGAUGACAACACCUCCACCUACAUGUGCAAGGCACAAGGUUAUGUCGUUACCAUUUGCUAG
Molecule: messenger RNA, 690 nt
Organism: Lichtheimia ornata
Lineage: Eukaryota; Fungi; Mucoromycota; Mucoromycetes; Mucorales; Lichtheimiaceae
Exons: 2
Coding region: 1-690 (229 amino acids)
Source: RefSeq, a predicted model, not a curated record